Ixodes scapularis (black-legged tick) is the source of this 5969-nucleotide messenger RNA. RefSeq names its product histone-lysine N-methyltransferase SETD1A. The record is from RefSeq and is a predicted model, not a curated record. Bases 1 to 1179 code for a protein of 392 amino acids. Lineage: Eukaryota; Metazoa; Arthropoda; Arachnida; Ixodida; Ixodidae. The transcript has 3 exons.
AUGCCUAGUUUUGGCGGAAUGAAGCCGAGCUGCAACGACCUCAGAUUUAUAUUUUGGCUCUUGCUGGACGUCAAGUACGGCAGCUACGGCGCCCCGCACCUGACCCCGCUGACGCAGACCAACUACACGUUCCGGCCCACCGUCCGUCCUCAAGAUCACCAGCAGCGCCCGGCCGGUUCCACCCUCCACGGUGGCGGCCACCACGUUGGCGGAGGUGGUGGCAGGCGGUCGGCGCCCGGCACCUCUCAGCGGGCGCACCACCACAAGCCUUCGCGGACGGGCACCGCGUCGUCCCGGCGGUCGCACCGGUCCAACAGCGAGCAGUUCAACCCCAUCUACGAGGAGGUGUCGGGGAGGGCCAAGUCCAGGAGGAACUACCGGGGCCACCACCGCGACAGCGAGGACAGCGAGGUCGAGGAGGUCGAUGCGCGGAGCCUGGCCAGCGAGGACGAGUUUGCGGAGGACGAGCUGAGCCUGGGCGAGUACCCGAGGCUCCCGGAGUCCGGCAGCAGCAGUCUCCAGGGGUCCACGGGCGGCGACCUGUGUCCCCCGGACAGUUCCAGCCACCUGGACCGACCACCGAGCAGAAGACUUCGCGGUGUUGCCGCCACGUCCUCCGGCAAACACAGUCACUCCCUGGAACGCAACCGCAACAACUCGACGGGCCUCCAAGCCAAACACAACUACUACCUGAGCAAGUCUGCGCUCGCCUUUGACCAGAGGAACCUGGACCCCACCGGAGCGUACAGUUCUGUGGACCUGGUGCAACCGUCUCCGCCCCCGGAGCCCGCUCCGUCCGGCCUGUUCGGGGCCGGAUACCCCCUGGCCGGAAGUUCAUCCGGGUUCAUGGUGGGGCCGGACUGCCAGUACCCUCCGGUUCCGGCCAAUCCGGGGACCUUCUCGACGUUCUUGGUGCCCUCUGCGGCGCAAGAGGACGUCGGUGACGGCGCGGCAGCAGCGGAAAACAUCUACGCGUCCAUCGACGACGAGGACUCGGCGGGACCGUACACCAUCGGCGGCGUCCGAGGCACGUCCAAGGCUCCCGGUCUUCAGGGACAGCUCGGCAAGACGCCCAUGGGCGGGAGGACAUUGUCCGCCAAGGAGGCUCCGUCGUACGGUGACAUUAGGCCGGUGUUCCCUGGUGGUGCGGCAGACCAGAACCGGACCUUGUGCACGUGAUCGGCUUGCCGCCGCCCCCUGGUCUGGACACGUGGAGGAGUGUCUGUAGCACGUUGCGGACGUUUGACGCUUUGGAGUUUACCUUCGUAGCGGGGAGAGAUGGCCGACUUUGGGGUAUUCUUAUGCCUGCUACUGCCGACGCUUCGUUGUGGCUUCGAACGUGGCCGAAGGAACGUCGUCUUGAUACCUUUUUCGCUCUCGUUCGUUGGUUUCUUUAGUAACGACGGACACUUCUUCAUCCCCCGGGAUUCUCAUGGUCAAGAGCUUGUCUACACUUGACGCAGGAUGUCUCCGUUCUUGUUCUGCGAGCAGUUUCGGCUCUUCGAGGUCCACGUUUUUCUGCCGGGUUUGCCGGUGUUUUCUCGUAGUUCAAACGGGGAAAACAAGCUUUUCGAGGAUGAGAGUUCCCCAGUAGUACUUUCUUACGGUGGACUACGGGGCGUCAAUGGAAGCAUGCAGACUCGGUCCAGAAUCUAAGGCAAAAAGAAAGAGACAGAAUGAUCUACUCUGGCAAUAACUGAAGCCGUCGCCGAGCAGCGUAUACACAACAAACGUCCCAAGAGAGCAAAGACGUUGUUGUCUCUAGUUUCUGAGAAUCCUCCAAUUUUCUUCCGAACUUUCAUCGGGAUAUUCUUCUCGCGUAGGCAGUAAAAAUGUUCAUCGUGCUCCUAUCGUCGAGGCCGCUACGCAGUGUGCUCUACAUUUUCAGAAAGGACUUGUUCAGGCCCCUGCCCCCCCCCCCCCCCCCCCCCCCCGAUUUCCCCGCGUUGUACUACUGAAAAUGGACUCCUUUGAAAGAGUAAUAUUAUGCGCUUGAUAGUAGCGACUGUUCAUAUUAUUUAAUACCUUACGGAAGAACUAUGCAGCGACCCAGUGUGUGUUCUCACACGUGUGUUUUAUGUUUUCAUUUCUUCGUUCCGGAUGUUUUUUUGUUUUUUUUUUUUUGUCUUUCUGACGAUGUGUGUAUGACAGAGUUGUCGAACACGGAUGCAUAUACUGAGAGCUCCGGCUUUGGGAGUAACCUGACCAGUUUUGAAGAGGGGGUUAUUUCACACUAUAUGGUAAAUAGUAUACUUUUCUCUCUCUUUUUUUUUUUUUUUUUUUUUUGCCAGACUGCAUUUUUUUUUAUUUAAUUCGGUGUAUUUCUCAAGGAAAAGACGAUCUUCCUAGAUGGAGGCGAGGCAUGUUAAGAUCAUUUCAGUAAACGAGCUAAUCUGAAGCGGUGUCCAAUUGUUCCCAAAGGCGCCGAUUUUAUUCUGAGUAUUGGGAUAGCAUUUUUUUAUAUUAAUAACGCAUUCGAGCAGUUUUCUCACAAAACCCGUAUUCGCACGAAGUUGUGUCUUUCACGAUUCUCCGCGCAUGCGCAGUGCAGCUCUUAUUUAACGCUGCGGCAACUACAUCUAUCAAAAAAGAAAAAAAAAAGAAAUCCGAUCAGUCAUUUGUUGCUUUUAUGUGCCACCCUCCAGAUUAUGCUCUAAGGGUAACUUCACCGCCAUCUUUGAACAGCGUCGAGUCACGUGACCCAAAGCGCCAGCCAAUGGGUAGCGUUUGCGUUCCUCGUCUAGCUAACCCACAUUGGUGCGACAGAAGCGAACGUAAAUGCGUAAAUGAACUACGUAAAUGGACGCUCGAAACCUCGUGUAGCUUUUGUUUUCCAUCACGGUACAGCAAAAAUGUAGAAAUCGCUCGAAUAUUUAUUAGUUCUGAAAGCUAGGAUGGAAGAGGAUGCACGUAGUGGACGCCAUAUUUGUGAUGUAAAGAACAAAACAAAGCAGUUAUUGUUCUCAUUCUGUCUUCACGAAAACCCUGAGUCACGACGGGCUGUGAUACCGCCAUAAUGUCACGAUGAUGAGCAAAAUAAGAAAAGGAAAGGUAACCUGGAACAAUUGCACUUUUUGUUUGCUCUCAGGCUCAUGCUUCUUGCCACCCUGAACAUUUUCAGAACUUGUAAUCUGCACUUGAUCAAACGGCAAGGGCGUGCCUUGCGCGGCAGAGUGCAACAAUAUUUGGAGCGACUUCUGUUUCCGAGCCGAUAUAGACACCGGGUCCCACCGCUUUCUGGCAGUGACUUCGUCACUUAAUUCCUGUGUUCAGAAAAAGAACCCGCGUUUUAAGAUGAGAUACGAAUGCUUCUCACCUUUGACUGCGUCGGCCGUUCAAACUAGGAGGCCGCAUCCUUCUUGCUUUUCUUCAACUCUCUGGCAACCGCCGCUCACAGUGUUUGCAGACAACUUCGACCUCCACGAUCGUUUUCCUUCCGGACAUGAACCUAUCUUUUGCUGUAGCGAAACGUGUGCCGAAGACGAUGGACCCUUGCGAUUUCGUAGUGCUCAAUGAGUGGAUGUUGCAGACUUGCUUACCCCCAAGUCGUCGAGUGUCUGGUGGUAACGUCGAUGCAUGGUGACGUUCUCCUUUUUGUGGGCGUGACACUGUCGUCUAGUUUCUCUUACCUUGCUUUCUUUAUUAUUUUUUUUACCUUCACGUCUCUUAUUUUUGUGAAAUCUAUUUCGUUCCCUUCCAUCUAAUUGCAAAAAUUCCUUUUUGGCCCUUGCUGAACACGCGCGUAUGUGUCUGACCUACCGGAAAAAUUCGCACACAUUGGUGUGCAGCGCUUUUUCUUAAUUUUAGGUCUGUUCUUUUUUUUUUUUCCGCGUUGCUAGCUAGAGUUUUCAAGAUCAAAUUUCUCACAAAGUUUCAGUACGUGCUAAGUUGCUAGCUUCCUCACUUGUAAGCUGUCGACCAUUUGGUCGACAGCGUCGCGUAAAAACGUGGGGUGUUCGUGGCGAGGCUCGUGUACUCCGGUCUUCCUGAACCUCGAAGUGACAACGAGAUCUGAGAGGAACACACCACGAACAGACACGCGCCUGUAGUACACUCAACCGGCAUCUGGGACAGCUUGGCAGAUUUUGAUAACCGAAAUGCAUCUUGCCUAAAGAUCUACUUAGUUCAAGUGAACGGGCCCGAAAAUAAUGUUAAAUUUGACGUUCCCCUUUUGUGGUCUUCAUCCAGCCCGAAUGAAAACUGAAUUCCCCCUUGGUUCAAGCUUGACUCCGCCGUCAUAGUUGGAGUGGGUCCGUAAAGAUAUGAAAUUCGAUGUUCUCUUAUCUGGUCUUUAGACAUCCCGAACGAAAACUUAAUUCGGCCUGACCCAAGCUGGGGCCCGCCGGUAAUCAAGUUUGAAUACGGCGGCAGCGAUCGAGCCCAGAUCCGGUUCGAAUCUCGUCUUUAUUUGGGCUGGAUUGAUCGCACUCCGAAUCAAGCGGCGACCGUUCCCCAGAUUCGUCUGGAGUCGGAAAAUUUCAUUGGCUGCACCUCGCGAGGCCAGUGUUGCAAUGAGCCGCUGAUGUUCCCUGUCCCCUAACUGAUAUGUCUCAGGUCUCGCUGCUACCACUAUGAGGUUUCCUCGAAGAGCAAUACACAGUGUUAAUGUCGAUCUCGUUCGCUCGGAGCAAAAGUUUUGUUUUCGUUGUGUGCAUGAGGAAUGAACGACCAGAGUGCGUGAAAACAACACAACGAAUGUUGGGAGCUACCUUUCCGUGUUGUUUCUUUCUACCCUCUAUCUUCUUUUUUUUUUUUCUUGAGUCAUUGUCAUGCAACGAUGCAGUUUUGCGAUUUUGGUCUUGCGUUUCUCGGUGUAAUAUUUUUUUGUUUAUUUGCGUUUUACCGUAUCUUUUUUUCCCUGGCUGCUGGUAUGCGUGGGAGUGAGGUUUUUUUUUUUAUAUAUGAAUAUAUAGAUUAAAGCGACUCUAGUCACAAGUUGAAUACCCAGUUUCUCGGAUGAGUUCCGAAACCCCGUAGAUAACUCGACCACAACCGUUAAAUUUGAUUUCAGUGAUCGCAAGGUAUCUUUGGUGGCCGCCGAGGCAGCCAUAUUUUGAGGGUUCAUUUUGGCGCCCAAAGUGUGUUCCUGGGUGUAAAAAAUACCGGAAAACUUUACACAGCAGAAUGUUGUACUUUUUUUUUUUCUUUUUCCGUGCGGUUUUACUUUUGACGAUAUCGGUCAUAGUGACUAGAUCACUAAGAACAUUACUCUUCGUUACUGUGUUUUUCUUGAUAAACAGGUAAAAAGAUGUGCUUUCAUUCGGUUCCGUUAAAAGUUAGCCUUAUCGUCAUUGGAUGGGGAAGGAAAACCCGCCGAUAUCAAGGUGCCAUCUACUGCAUGAAAUUCGGCAACAGAAACAAACAAACAAAAAUGAUGUUUCACCCGUCUGUUAGGUGUAAAACGUGUUUUAACCUAGGCGUACACCACUUGCAGGCUGCUACUUACUCCACUAAACAUUUGUUUUAAGAAAUGUUACUUUUUUUCAGUUUUACAAAGUAUGACGACGAAGCUGAGUUUUGAAACAAACCGUAUACUCCGUCGGUUUCUUUUUUUUUUUUUUGACAUUUGUUGAUUUGUCGUACAAGUUGUGCCAUCUUUGUUGACGAUGAUUAUCGAAAUUCUAGAGUGAGUGUUGUGUUUAUGAGUGCAUUUUUUUUUCUUCUUCCUUGACCCCGUCGACGGUGAUGCUGAGAUGCAAGCCAUAUGCGCGUCUUGUCGCGCUGUUCCUCGUGUUUAAGGGACGUAAACGACGACGACGACGAACAUUUUCUUCAUAUUUUUUUCCCUCUCGGACACAUCCAGAUAGUGCGUGCGUGAUUGUGGUGUGCUUGUGACUCCAAGGACGGAACGAAGAAAGCGGUCUUUUCGUUUUUCUUUUUCUUUUUUUUCUUCUUUUCUGCCAUUUCAGAUUUUUCUUCCGUUCUUUUGUACAGAUACGAGAAAGAGAGAAAAAAAAAUAUGGUCACCC